AUGAAGACUGUGAUUCUGCUAUUUUGUCUUCUUGGGUCAACUCUGUCAUUACCAAUGCAGUUCCCUGCUUUGGGACUUCCUCCCACAAAGCCGGUUCCGGAUCAGGCAACACAACUAAACCAACAGCAGCCAAAUCAGGUCUUCCCUUCUUUAAAUCUAAUACCAUUGACACAGAUGCUAAAACUGGGGUCAGAUCUGCAACUGCUAAACCCUGCUGCAGGAGUGGCACCUGGUGCCCAGACCCUCCCACUGACCCUGGGGGGUCUGAAGGCACAACAACAGCUGCAGUCACAGAUGUUACCAAUUUUUGUAGCACAAUUUGGAGCACAGGGUACUAUCCUAAGCUCAGAGGAAUUGCCAGCGGCCCCGCAAAUCUUCGCAGGCCUCAUCUUCCAGCCCUUGUUCCCUGGAGGCAUCCUGCCCACCAGUCAGGCCAAUCCAGACGUCCAGAACGGAAUCCUUCCUGCAGGACAAGGAGGAGUAAAGCCCGCCAUCCAGGGAACCUCAGAGAGCCCCUUGCCAACUACCAGCGACACAGACGAUGACUUUGGAGGGACCACCCCUGAAGGCAUACAGAGGGGCAUGCGCACUACUGAGGAAACCAUCACAAAGUCCCCCAAUGAAUUUUCCACAGACCAGCUUCUGGCUUUAAACUUUAGAGACCUUUUCUCUCUUCCAUUGCCACGUACUUCUGCCACCAAGCACUCAGAACUAGUUCAUAUUGUGAUGCUACCUCUCACCUUUCACUUUGGUGUCCCAACACUUGAUGCAUUGCGACAGUGCGGGGGCAGGAGUAUUCCUGAGAGCCAUUUCUAA
Equus quagga is the source of this 816-nucleotide messenger RNA. It is a transcript of the gene AMTN, whose product is annotated as amelotin. The record is from RefSeq and is a predicted model, not a curated record. Gene Ontology annotation, cellular component: basement membrane; cell-cell junction. Gene Ontology annotation, biological process: odontogenesis of dentin-containing tooth; positive regulation of enamel mineralization. The transcript is spliced from 8 exons. NCBI's taxonomy places the organism in Eukaryota, Metazoa, Chordata, Mammalia, Perissodactyla, Equidae. The coding region runs from base 1 to 816 and encodes 271 amino acids.